This is a messenger RNA of Rhodofomes roseus, 549 nucleotides long. RefSeq lists its product as uncharacterized. The annotation marks the transcript as partial. NCBI's taxonomy places the organism in Eukaryota, Fungi, Basidiomycota, Agaricomycetes, Polyporales, Fomitopsidaceae. The transcript is spliced from 3 exons. The record is from RefSeq and is a predicted model, not a curated record.
AUGGGAGGAGCAUCCUCAAAGCCAGUCCGUCACUUCCCAAAGACCCCGAAGCCGCCACCGACAUGGGCUGGCGUACGGACACCGCGUCCGGACGAGCCGAGCGCGUCGGCGGGCCCCAGCAGGCCUGCGCCUCUACGCGCGAGCGAAACGAAGAACGAAUCUAUCGAGCGAGAUGCGAAAGACCCACAGUUCAUGGCGAUGCUGAGCAAGCUGGGGCCGGUCAAGGUCGACCACCAUAUGCAGACCGUCCGCCCCGGCGCAGAUCAGGUCCAACGCGUCUUUCAGGCUCGCCAGCGGUCGGAAGAGGAUGCGCGCUCGCUUACGCCCACACGGAACCGCAUGCUCGCGGGCACGCUCUAUGAGCUCUUGGAGGAGCGCAAGUCCGCUUCGACCCGGGAGGAGCUAGAAAAGCUCGCUAGCCGAUACGAGAUCGACGUGGACAAGCUGGAGAGCGUGGCGCGGUUCGUGAACAGUCCGAGCGUAGAUGAGGGUUCGGUGCGGAAGGAGGUGGACAGGGAUGGCGUGGAACAGGUCAAGAUGAAGGUGCGC